Molecule: messenger RNA, 2395 nt
Organism: Spirodela intermedia
Lineage: Eukaryota; Viridiplantae; Streptophyta; Magnoliopsida; Alismatales; Araceae
Source: the annotation of a GenBank genome assembly
AUGGCAGGAUACGUUAUCUUCAAGGGCAUCUCUCCGACCAGCUCCUCCCACCGUGACUCGAUCAGGUCCAUAAUCGCCAUGGACUGCUCGGGGGUGGCGAGCGACGAGAGGAUCGCCACACAGUUGCCCAGUGCAAACCACCGGAAGUCCAUUCUGGCAGGGCUGAUGUUCCCGAUGAAGUAGCCGCCGCGGGUCGGCAUGAAGUCAAACACCCAGUCGGGGAUCGAGUCAGGGAUGACGUUGAAUUUGUUGACUGCCGUGUGGGAGUACUCCUCGGUCUUGUAGCGGUAGAUGUCGUUCAGCUGUUGGAAGUCGAGCCAGAAAUAGCUGCGCAUGUGAAAGCUCAAGGCAUGCAGGCGCUUGACGAUUCUCUCCACGAAUUCCUUGCCUUCGGCAUCGUGCUUGAGCAGGGGCAGCGCGGACCUCAGGGCCAUGAAGAAGAGAGCUUGGAUUUCGAUAGGAUAGCCAUAAAUGCCCUGGCGAAAAUUAGAUUACCAUCAGAAAAUCCACGUUACAAGAAGGAUUAUCUUGAUGAAAAAAAAGUCAACGAAAUAAUCUGCUUUUUUUAUUGUAGCAAAUGCAACACUCGAUCAUCGAUCAUUCAUUCCAGUAAGGAGGGAGAAAACCAUGAAAACUGUCUGAUAGAUUAAAAAAAAUACGAGGAUGUGCGUUAUCAGCCUAUGAUAUGUGCAUAAUUCAUUGAUUUGCUUUCAUCUAUGCAUCAAAUAAUGUUGUCUUAUAGAUAAUUAUGAAAUGACUGUCUCAGGGGGAAGCUACUAAAUUUUAAAGGUAAGACAGACGAGAUAUGGGAACGAAACUGAAAACCUUGUUGACUAACACUACACUUCACGUCUCUGGCCGUACUGACGACCAGGAGGAACCAGAACCAGCUUGUUCUGGUUCUGGGCUGCUCCUGUCACACAUGCUUCCGCCAGGUUAUCUGGUAAAAUAAUGAACUAAACAGCUUCUAAUAUCCUCGACUAAACUGACACUUUUUGCUCCUUAAGAGGGAAUGCGAUGAUCGGAUCUGUGGUUUGAAACCACAGAAAGAAAAAAGAAAACUGUGUCACAGAGAAAGGAGUCAGGAAAUCACUUGUUUCCAACGCAUAGCCCUUUUCUGGAUGAUACAUAUAUACGAUAAUGAAUUUUUUUUGGCUUUAUUAAAAAAAAAUGUAUCCUUAGAGAUAUUUCCCUUGCUCACGGUGUUUCAGACUCAUAUAGUUAAUAUUUCCUCAAAUUACUAAACAAAAAUAGAACAUGAAUAGUAAUUUUGUAGAAAAUAAUACGGGUACCUUUACCCUGUUUUCUAUUGCUUGUUCCCGUGAAUUGCACAUAGAUAUCGAAUUUCAGAGCUAGUGGCAUCUAGGAUUGAUUCUUUUUGAGUAGUACAACUACAAAAAAAGCUUAAAAAACCAAUAAGAGAAUAUUUAUAGCCAGAAAUGAGGUAGCCACCAACAAAAUAUCUCCAAGGCAUUCAUUUAAUCGAGAUACAUGAUUUCCGGAGGUCUAGAUGGCUCAAUUAUUACGUUCUUUGUAUGAAGAAAAACGUAGAGGAAUUUUUUUUUAUGAAAACUGUGAGGAAAUAUGAAUUUGUUGUACAACAGCAACAGCAUACCAUUCUUCGAUCAAUCAUGGAGCAUCCAUCAGCACAGAGCAAGGUUGGGAAGGUAUCGAAGCCCUCUGACAAACAUAAGGUGAGUAUAAGCCUCAUGCCCUUCUGGCAUUCAGGAGUCUCUGCUAAUGACAAAUCUCCCGUGGACUUUGUAUAAGCACGGAGAAGGAUAAUCCACCAGAAUCCAGAGUCAACGGGCGCAACUCUUCCAAUCGCGCUCUCACCAAAAUCAGCAAUAAGGGUGUCCAUUUUUCGGACUGGAUCGUGCAGUACUUUAAAGCUAGCAGGCAUGGCACCUUCUCCGAGCUGGAAACGAUCAACUCUUUUUUCCCAUCCUUGAAGGUAGAGCGUUUUCAUGAGAAAAUUUUUAACUAUAUCAGGCUCACCAUUCAUAAGAAAUGCAAGAGCGCUGGGUACAAAGUCUCGAACAAAAACCUGCGUUCAGCGUCAUUCUUAGCAAGGAUGAAAAUGAUAGUAAAAAAAGAUAAUAAUUGGCCGCAUGACUCUGCCGGCAAAUUCUCUUGUUAAAAACGAUUAAAAGGUAGCAGAGCGGUUUGUGGGCGAAUUGAGAAGGAGUUUGUGCUCACCUGAUCAUAAUUUAAGACCUCCUCUGCUGCGUGAUCGUAUGCAGCGAUAGUCCCAACUGGCUGAUCCCGGAAAAAAACCAGGGACCUCCUGAGAGCUUCCCAAGCGUCCCCAAUCAUAGGAUGCGGCUCAAAUGAGUACCGCGCAGACGAAGCUGGGGUGUUGAACCCCGACCGCACCGCCUCCCCGGGAGAAUAA